This is a messenger RNA of Linum tenue, 1462 nucleotides long. Lineage: Eukaryota; Viridiplantae; Streptophyta; Magnoliopsida; Malpighiales; Linaceae. The record is from the annotation of a GenBank genome assembly.
GGAGGAAGGAGAGAGAAAUCUUCACGUAACGUAAUACAUACAAAAUCAACUCUUUGCCAUAAUCAUCGUAAUCAAUUUAUCCGCUUAUAGAACAAAUCCUAACGUAACCAAACCAUCAACUAACCGUUGCAACUUCCUUCCCUUGUUCCCAUUAAGGCCGUCGACGUUAAAUUCACCCACACCAGGAGGCGGAGGCGGAGGAGCUAAUUAUAAUUAACGCUAAUUCGUCAUUAAUGGGAGAAAGCAUUUGGAUUAGGGAACGUUCCUCGCCCUAUUCCCCGUUGCUUAUCCUAAUUACAAUCAGCUCCCUGUUGGCGUGUUGCGGCGCCAAUUUCCACCGGGAUGUUGACGUCACGUGGGGCCAUGAUCACGCCAACAUCUCCGACGAUGGCAGGCUCCUGACGCUGACCCUCGACCGUCUCUCCGGCGCCGGCUUCCAGUCCAAGAAGGCCUACCUCUUUGGGAAGUUCGACGUGGAAAUGAAGCUUCCCCCUGGAAAUACCGCCGGAAUCGUCACAACAUUCUACUUGACGACGGCAGAAAAACAUGAAGAGAUCGAUCUGGAGUUCUUGGGGAAUUUGACCGACGACCCUUAUACCUUGCAUACAAAUGUGUACACCCACGAGGUGGGUCAUAGAGAGCAGGAAUUCAGUCUCUGGUUCGACCCGAGGCAGGACUUCCACAAAUACACCAUUCUUUGGAAUCCUCUCAUCAUCAUUGUGUUUGUGGACGACAUCCCAGUUCGAGUGUUCAACAACAGGGAAGCCGUGGGAGUGCCGUACCCGAACACGAAGCCCAUGAAGAUCAAGGCCAGCAUUUGGAACGGCGAGAAAUGGGCCACGCGAGGCGGGCUCGUGAAAACGGACUGGAACGAGGCCCCAUUCACGGCCUCGUACAGAAACCUGGAGAUCCAGACGAUGGCGGGCUCGGUCGGGAGGAAGAACAGGCCGCAAUGGCCGCUGACCCAAGGGCUGGACAAGGCCGGGAAGAAGCUGCUGCGAUGGGUUCGGCAGACCCACAUGAUCUACAACUACUGCCACGACCCCAAGCGCCACCCCCGCGAGUGCCGCCACUUCAUUGACAUCUGAUCUGAUCGCUCCAGUCCACUGCUUCAUCGGCUGUGUGGUUUUUGUGUAAUGAAUUGACGCCUCAUUUUGGGUUGCAACGAUGUAAGAUCUCUUGUUGUUCCACUCCCAGUGUUUGGAGGAAAAAUCAUGAUGAGAAGCUAGUAAUGAUUGACUAAUACUAUAGAUGUGGACAAUGUAUAUGGUUUCAAGAAUAAGGUUGCAACAAAGACGCAGAGUUUAGUCGAGUAUUGGUUUAGUUCGAGCUAUACUCGUUAAUAAACAAAGUUGAAUUCAAGUUCAGCUCGUUUACUGAAAUCGUAGCUCAUGUUCUCUUCGGUUCAGGUCAAUUCGUUAGUUUGGUUCGAGCUCAACUCAUUUCUCAUUCUAAAUAGCCG